AUGGAGAAUUUCUCUAAAAAAUUUUUCCCUUCUUUAUAUAAAAGAAAUAAAGGCAAUGAAAACCAGUUGAGCAGCAGUACCAACAAUAAUAGCAGCAAUAAUAAUAGCAAUAAUAGCAAUAGCAAUAUCGAUAAUAAUAACAAUAUCAAUAAUAGCAAUAAUAAUAGCAAUAAUAAUAGCAAUAGCAAUAGCAACAGUAAUAAUGAUAGCAAUAAUAUAUCGAAUGGUAUCGAACAAAAUUAUAAUACAAAUGAGAAAUAUAAUUUGCCACGUCAAGGAAUCGGAACAACCGAAUUAUUAAAUGCAGAUACUUCGGGGUUUCAAAAAAAGAAUCAAGAUGUUAAUGAAAAUAGUUUUACUGACUUGGCGGAGAAUUGUAAAAGGGAAAAACAUAUGACUACUUUGGAAAAGUCGAAAAGCAAAAAUAGGGAAAAUAAAGAAAAUCGAGAAAAUAAAGAAAAUAGAGAAAAUAAAGAAAAUCGAGAAAAUAAAGAAAAUAGAGAAAAUAAAGAAAAUAAGAAUAAUGGCGAUAUUAGCAAAGAUUUAUCUAAAAGCGAAAUAAAAAGUGAUGAUCACUUAAUUAAUGACUCUAAAAAUCGAAAAGAUCAAAAUUCUAAAGUAAAUUUAAAAUAUGAUGAAAAGGAGGCAACAGAAGAAGAUAAGCAAAACUCGACUGUCCGUGAUAAAAAUAAAAAAGAUGCAGAAUCAAAACGAAGUCAAGAAAACAAAAAAAACAAUAUCAAUAAAGGUAAAUAUGAUGAAGGUAAAUAUGAUGAAGGUAAAUACGAUGAAGGAAGUGAACAAAUGGAGAAUGAAAAAAAAAAAAUAAAUAAGGAAAAAAUAAAAAAUAGGGAUAAAGAUGUAAAGGAUGACAACUCAAAAACUUGUACUAUGGAUGACAGAAAUAUUAGCAUAAAUGGGGAAUGUAUUGAAAAUCUGAAUGAUUCAGAAAAUAAUAAUGGUAAUAAAAAUGGUAAUAGUAAUGAUAAUAAUAAUGGUAAUAAUAAUGGUAAUAAUAAUGAUAAUAAUAAUGAUAAUAAAAAUGGUAAUAAUAAUGAUGAUAAUAAAAAUGGUAAUAAUAAUGAUGAUAAUAAUAAUGAUGAUAGAAAAACAGCAAAAAAAAUAAAAAUGAAAAAAAUUGAAAUAAAUAAAAAAGAAAAUGAUACAAGCGGGUAUAGCCCAAUAAAUAACGAUCUAAAUAAUAAUAAUAAUAUUAUGGUAAAUACAAGUAAUAAAAUAAUAAAAAAUGAAAAUAACAUAGAAAAUAAAUCUGUCAAUAUUUAUAUAAAUACAAAAAAUCAAAACAUAAUUUUUAACAAUAAUGAUAAUACAAAUAUUCAAAUAAUUCAAAAUAAAAAUAAUUUAACAUAUUAUUAUUCAGGAAAUAAUAAUCAUAAUUCAUAUAUGACCGAAAUUAACAAUUCUAAAAAAUAUAAUAAUGAAUUUGAAAGUAAUACAUAUAAAUUAUGUAACGCUACUAUUGAUACAAAUGAAUCUAACACUCUUCAAACAAAAAUUCAAAAUAUAUAUUCAUCUAAUAAUAAUAUAAAUCAAAAUUUAGCAAAUGAUAGUAUCUUAAAACAUGAUGGAAUAAAAGAAACAUUUAUUAAUAAUGUAAAUUAUAAUAAUUUUCCAAAUCAUGCAAAUAUGAAUAUGAUAGAUACUAUUGAGAAUAGUUCGCCAAUAUUAACAACAGAUAAUAGCAAUAGCAAUAGCAAUAACAAUAACAGUAACAGUUAUAAUAGCAACUAUUAUGCAAACAUGUUUAAUGAUUUGAAUUAUGUUCCAAGAUUGAAUAACAAUUAUAUAUCACAAAAUACUAAUGAUAAUACCUUACCAAAUGAAGCAGAUUCUUAUAAUAACUUCCCUUACGUGAAUACAAAAAUACGUACUUUAGGAAAUAAUGCAUUAUUAAAUGGCCACAGAAAUAAUGUUAAAAAUAGAUAUAAUUGCAUAUCUGAUAAUAACAAUAUUAACAAUAAUAAACAUAAUACAAACGUUAUAAAUGAUUUUUUUGUAUAUAAUAAUAUAAAUAAUGUAUAUAAAGAUCCAGUUUCAAAUAACGAUCAUCUUUCGAAUGGUAAUACUUCACAUUACUCUGGUCAGAAUUUUGAAAUUUUUUCAAUGGGGAUGAAUGUAGAUGAAAAUAAUAUGCAUGCAUCUGGUAUUCUAGAUAAUUCUUAUACAUAUAUGAAUCCAUUUAAUUCUGAUAAUACAUUUACUUGUAAAAAUUUAGAUAAUUUAGUCAAUUCUAAUAUCUCAAUGUUUAAUGGAAAUAUAACUGAUAAUAUACCAAACAGAUAUGUAAAUCAUGCCAACUUAAAUUUUUCCAUUUUUAAUGAAAAAGAAAUGAAUCCAAAUCAACAAACAAAUGAUGAUUUCAUAAAUGAUGUAAAUUAUGACGUAUAUUCAAACUAUACUCAAAAUAAUCACGGCCACAAUAACAGCUCUUAUACUCAAAAUAAUCAAAAUAAUCAAAAUAAUCACAACCACAAUAAUAGCUCUUACAAUCACAACCACAAUAAUAGUUCUUACAAUCACAACCACAAUAAUAGUUCUUAUAACAGCUCGUAUAACAGCUCUUAUAACAGCUCUUAUAAUAUGCCAACUAAUUCAAGAGGGUCAUUUUUUCCAAACCAUAAUGUAAAUUUUAGUCUCGAAAGAAAUACAUUUUUAAAUAAAAACUCAACUGCAAGUUUUGUUUAUAAUAAUUUAAAAAGAGAUGAUAAUAUAAAUGAUAUUUAUGAUGAAAAAAAAAAACUUUUCGAUGUUUUAAAUUCAGCAAAAUCAAGUAUUAUUAUAGAAAACGAUCUAAUUAAUAAUAAUAAUUUUAGCUCUUCAUUUGAAACAUCAAAUAAUCCAGAAAAAACAAAAUCAGGAUUUAUUUUUGAUAAGAACAUAGAUCAUUCCAAAAAAAAAACAUGCACAGUUAAGAUUAAAAAAGUUAGUGCGCUCAAUUUGGAGCCCCAAUCUGGCCUUACCUCAUACGGCGGAAAAACUGAAAACAGCGAAAAUAACGAAAAUAGAGAAAACAGCGAAAAUAACGAAAAUAGAGAAAACAGCGAAAAUAACGAAAAUAACGAAAAAUGUGGCAAAGGCGGUUGCAAUAAGCCGAAUAAAGCAAACAUUUUCGAUGUUGCUAAAAAGAAAAAAUAUGUUGCUGAAAUAAUUAGAUGUGAAUUAAUAUGGGGUCCAUCAAAAAAUAAAGAACCCAUAACUCCAGUAGAAAAUUGUGAAUUACAUCCAGUAGUAAUUAUAAAAGAUGAAUUAGGAAAUUUAUAUGAUGAUGAUGAAGAUAAUGAAAAUAAUCCUAUUGGGAAAACGGUUAAUAUAUUUUACAGAUGGAGUAGAGGCCCUCCAAGAACAGUAUGUUUUUUUCAUUCUCAAAAAAUAGGGCAUAUACAAUGUACAUUAACAUUUCGUUGUUUUUGUUCAUAUAAUUGUUUUAUGAAAGGGUUUGAAGAUAUACAUAAAUAUUACAAAAGUAAUGGUUCUAUAAAUAUACCAUCUCAUUUUAAUUUACAUACAUAUGGGGUAUCAUGUUCUUCAUUUAAUUGGGAAAACUAUGAUGAGAAUAUUGAAUUUGAUGAGACACAUUACAAAGGUCUAAUUAAUUCAGGUUUAAUAAAUGUAUCUGGAAAAGAAACUUGGAAAGUUAUUCAUAAUGAACGAAAUUAUAUUCCUUGUGUAAAAGAUGUUGGACAUCAAAUAAUGUUAGAAACUAUGAUUCUUGACAAAAGGGCUAUUACAUCUACUUCUAAAACUGAUUCUUCAGACAGUUCUGACCACUCUGAAAAUUCUGACCACUCCGAAAAUUCUGACCAUUCUGAAAAUUCUGACCACUCCGAAAAUUCUGACCAUUCUGAAAAUUCUGAAAAAUUGGCCAAUUUAAAAACCGAUUCUAUAGACAAUAUUAACAUUAUAAAAGAACGAACAGAUAUAGAUAAAGAAAAUAAAAUUAGUAUUUCACAAAAUAAUAUAACACAGAUUAAUAAAAUAUCUGAAACAAAUAAUACUGAUCUUACAAUUUCAAAUGUUGAUGAUUUUCAAGUUAGUAGUACAAUGGACACUAUUGAAGCUAGCCUAGCAGAACCCGAUACUUCAACUCGUUUUUCUAUUCCUUUAAUAUCCUUAAAAGAAUCAAAAAAAAACCAACUAAGAAAUAUAAAUUCAGAUGAAAGUACAGAACCUAGGUUUAGUGAAAAAGAACCCCUAAACCCUAAACCCUUAAAUUUGGAUGAAAAAAAAAGCCUAGUUUUAACUACACAAAAUGAAUUAGCCAAUAAAAAUAAAAAAAAUAAAAUAACUUCUGAAACUACUACACAAAAUGAAUUAGCCAAUAAAAAUAAAAAAGAUCAAAUUAUCAACAAAAAUAAUAAAAAAAAAAAAAAAAAAAUUUAUGUAUUAGAUGAUAACAUAUGGAAUAGUAUAAAUGAUCCAAAUAUAUAUCACAAAAUAAUAACUGGAUGUUGUAUACCUAAUAUUCAAAUAAUGCCAAAUAAUAAUAAUAUAACAUCUUUUAAAACAUUAAACUCUUCUGAUAAUCAAUUUACAGUUAUGACUUGGAAUAUAUUAGCUGAAAUUUAUGGAACGUCUGAAGCUUUUUCUCAUUGCGAUCCAUACAUGCUUUCAUGGUCUUAUAGAAAAACAAAAAUUAUUCAAGAAAUUCUUAAUUAUCGUCCCGACAUUAUAUGCUUGCAGGAGAUCCAAAACGAACACUUCCUCGAAUUCUUCAAGCCGUGCCUGAGCCAGUACGAAUAUCAAGGCGCUUAUAAACAAAAAACAAAAGAAAUUUUUACAUCUCCUUCUGGGAAACAUAAAGGAGGUAAAUAUACUAUAGAUGGGUGUGCAAUAUUUUUUAACAAGAAAAAAUUCAAUUUUGUUGAAAUAUAUGCAUUAGAAUUUAGUAAGCUAAUAAAAGAAGGUUCAGUAAUUUCUCUUCCAAAAGAAGUUCAAAAAAAUCCAGCAUUGUCAAAAGGAUUAUUAAAAGAUAAUAUAGCCUUAGUAUUAUUACUUGAAUAUGUUGAAAAUAAUAAAAUAUUAUAUGACUCUGAAAAAUGGGAAAAAAAUAAUAAUCCACAUUUUGAAAAUAAAAAAAAUAAAAAAAAUAAAAAAAAAAUGGUAAUAGUAUCAAAUACACAUAUUAUUGCAAAUCCAGAAGCAACAUAUGUCAAAAUAUGGCAAACACAAAUAUUAGUAAAAGUUAUAGAAUAUUUAAAAAUAAAUUUUAUACAAAAAUAUGAAAUUAUCCCAAGUAUUAUUAUAUGUGGUGAUUUUAACAGUACCCCAAAUAGUGCAGUAUAUCAAUUAUUAUAUAAAAAAAAAUGUUUCCCAACUCAUAAUGAUAUACAUUCCGAUGAGCAUGGAUUACUAAAAUAUCUUCCUAUGUCACAUAAUUUAAAUAUUAAAUCUGCAUAUGCUAUUUCUAAUUUUUUAUCACAAAGAAUAAAUAAAGAAGAAUCCAUAAAUAAUAUUAUUAUUAACAAUACAAUUGAAUUAGAUAAAUUUGAACCCGCAUUUACAAAUUAUACUUCAAAUUUUAUAGGAUGUUUAGAUUAUAUUUUUUAUAAUGAUGAAGAUUUAAAUAUUAUCUCAACUGUAAAUAUACCAAAUGAAACACAACUAAUACAAGAAUCUCAAAUAUACCAUUUAUCUACUUCUGCUUUACCAAGCCCAGUAAGGCCGUCUGACCAUUUCCCAUUAGUAGCAAAAUUUGAAUUUAAAUUUUUAUAA
This is a messenger RNA of Plasmodium yoelii, 5733 nucleotides long. RefSeq lists its product as uncharacterized. The transcript has 2 exons. NCBI's taxonomy places the organism in Eukaryota, Apicomplexa, Aconoidasida, Haemosporida, Plasmodiidae. Gene Ontology annotation, molecular function: poly(A)-specific ribonuclease activity. Gene Ontology annotation, biological process: nuclear-transcribed mRNA poly(A) tail shortening. The record is from RefSeq and is a predicted model, not a curated record. Gene Ontology annotation, cellular component: cytoplasm; CCR4-NOT complex; nucleus. The coding region runs from base 1 to 5733 and encodes 1910 amino acids.